AUGAAAAGCAAUAUGAUAGGUGUGAAAUCUAAAGCUUAAAUAGUUCCUUUAGAUAAUUCUGAAAUUAAAAAUUUGAGAGAGGAGGUUAUAAGAACAAAAAUUAUUGAUGGAGGUAGCAACUAAUAAAAACAAUUUUUGUUGCAAGAGUAAAAUUAAAAACCAAGUUAAAUGGAUUUACAAUAACUGAAUGUGCUAAAAGAAUAAGAAGGAUAGCAUUUAGAGUAAAUUCCAAAUCAAAUUAAUUAAAUAUCUUAACUACAUGCACUAAGAUUUGUUUACAUCAAUCGAUUUGCAUAAAAGAUUAAGCAGUAUUCUUCCUACUACAGAUUUACUCAAACAAAAAAGAGAUUUUUACAGAUUAUAGGUGAUUAUGCAUUUGAUUACGAUGUUUACUUCUACUAGCGAAUUUUCAAACAUGAUUAACCCAGCAGACUACAAAUUAUUAUCAAAAAUAUUGAGGCUUGGUUGGAAAGAUAGAUAACCACACUAGAUUAAAAAUCAGGAGCUAUUAUGUUACCAAGCUCUUCUGUAAAUACGAUUUGGAACUUAGUUUAAUUUAUCUUUGUGUUGAUCUAUAUCAUAUAUUUACCAAUAAGACUGGCUUUUGACAGUUUACAUAGAUAGAAAGGAUAUUUUACAGUUUUAGAAGUUAGUCCAAAUAUCAUCUAAAUCAUAAACAUGUUCUUCGAGUUAAAUACAGGCUUUUAUAGACAUGGCUAAAUUAUUUUAGAUAGAUGGGAAAUAUGUUCUAACUAUUUCAAAUCAAGAUUUAUAUUUGAUUUCGUCAUAAAUAUUUGCUGGCUGAUUUCUCUUAACCCUGAUAUUUCUGUUUGGGUCAAAUGCUUUGGGCUUUUAAGGUUAUUCACUUUAUUUAGAUUAUUAAAAGAGUUAGAUCAAGCUAACUUCCUCAAAGAAAAAUAUGGAAAUAUAUUUGAACUGUUAAAACUAAGUGGCUGUAUCUUUCUUUUUGCUCACUUAGCAUGUUGUUGUUGGUAUGCAUUAGCAGUCUAUGAAGAUGAUAUAGGUAUUUAAAAUACCUGGCUUAAAAAGGACAUAUAAAACUAUGAAUUAGAUCUUAAUCUUAAUUUAAAACUCUAAGGAUAUGUUGCUGGAAUAUAUUACUGUAUAGUUACUAUGACCACAAUAGGAUUUGGUGACAUAUCUCCUAUUACAUACAGAGAAAGGAUUUUUACACUUAUUUUCUGUAUUUUAUCUUGCUUCUUAUUUGCCUUUACUAUGGGAUCAAUAGGUGAGAUUGUUAAAUAGUUUUCAUUGAAGGGAGAGGAGUUUAAAUAAAAGAUGGAAAUGCUGAACCACUAUAUGAAGAAGAGAAAUUUGAGUUAGAAUCUUUAGGUUAGAGUUAGAAAAUAUUAUGAAAAUCAAAAUUAAGAAUCAUCCGAAGAUAAUGAAUGUGGGUCUAAAUUGAUAGAUAAUCUCACUCCUGAAUUAAGAGAAGAUGUUUAAAAAGAUAUUUAUUCGUUUCUUUUUAAAAAUAUUAGCUUUUUCUAAAUAAACUUUUCUGAGAGACUUAUUCAAAAUAUCUACAGGAUAGUAGAAGAAAAACAAUUUUAAAUAGAUGAAAAAAUAUUUGAAGAAGGUUAAAAAUCGGACAAAUUAUAUGUUAUCAUCAAGGGGCAAGUUUAACUUUUGCUUCAAAAUAGACAUAGUAUAGUUACAAAGAGGGAAGGUGAAGUUCUGGGAUUUGCAGAGUUCUUUUCGUAACAACCUUUUUAAUUUUCUGCAAAGGCAAGCAGAAAUACUUAAGUUGCAGUUAUUAAAUAUGAUGACUUUAUUAAACUUACAUCAGAAAAUUAGCACGAUAAUGUAAUUUAUAUUUUUAAUUUUUAUAAUCAAAUAUUAAAUGAAUGUAUUUGUUUUUUAUUUUGGAAAAGGAAGUAUAAUUCUAAAUCAAAGAUACUAUUCUGCUUAAUAAUGAAUUAUGCUCUAUUUAAGGUAUUAUUUGUGAAAGUUGUGGUUAGACUGACCACAUCUUUUAAAAUUGCCAAAUAGUAAUUCACAAUCAAAAGUAUAAGAAGAACGCAGUUUAGUAGAACAAGCGAAAGCAAAUAACUAGAUAGGAGUGGCUCAGAAGGACACAGAGCUACUAAGCGCUUGUUAAUAGAUAACUUAUAGAAAUAAGAGCAUUAGAGUAAACAGAAGAUUCUGAAUAAGAAAAAAAAACUAACAAUGAUUUUCUUCAUACUCAAUUCACAGUAAAUAAUAUAUCUAUGAAGACAUUAAAUGCUUUAGGUAUUAGCGAGGGUGAAUGCAUAAAAGAAGAAGAAGAAUAAGUAGGAGUAUAAGAUUGGAACUUUAAAUAAAUUGAAAACUUAGCUGAUGAUUCAAAAGUAAAUCAUGAAAUUGAAGAGUAAAAAUUUGUAAAUUAAAAUUAUGAUCCCUUUACGAAAGAGAGGUCAGAAGGGAUUUUUAAAUUUUAGUCAAGAAAAAUAUAAAAAAAUGUUAUUAAACUUCCUAGUAUCACUCAAGUUUAGUAGAUGAUUUUUCCUAAAACUUUAGAAGAAAUAAAUUAAGAUAUUUUAGUCUCAAAUUAAAAACUAUAGUAUUUAACUUCUUAAAGAAAAUAUUCUGUAAAUUUAACUCUUAAAACCAGUAGAUAAUAGCAUAACAGAAAUCCUUAUGGAUAGAUAUUAUCUAAGCAAACAACUUUAGAUGAUUUAAAAAGAUAGAUUAAUGAAGAAAUGUAAAAAUAACAUCAACAUUCACCAAUAUAAAAAACAGUUAUUAGUGCUAUGAAUGAACAAGAAAAUGUAGAAAAUUACAAUUUUGAAAUAAAGUUCGAUUUAAUGAAUUUAUUUAAAUACUAUCUUGUUCAUAAUAAUUAUGACACAGUCUUAAAUCAAUUCAAUCAGAUUAUUGAAAAAAAUAAAAUCUAUCAAGAACUUGUGUUAAAAUCAAGAAGAAAAAGGCAGCAACAAGAAUAAACAAAAGUAAACAUUCAAAAAUAAAGAAAAUAAACCUAUAAGAGAAUUCCUACUUCUUAAAAAUUUUAUUUAAUGAAGCAGAGAAACUAGAGAAUGUCUACUACAGAAUAAUCUUUUUUACUGUCUUGUAAUUAAGCAACAACGUAAAGAUCAAAUAUAGAAUGAAUUAAAUACCAUAAUACAUAAUAUCUGUGUUAGUCAAGUAGAUUAUAUUGAUUCAAAAAAUUUUUAAACACUAAAUUUAUCUCAAUAAAAUUAAAAAAAACAAUUUAUUAAUUGAAGCAACUAGGUAUUUAUAAUUAUUUAAAAACAUACUUUAGUUGAUACAAAAUAAAUAAUUUGAUAGUAAUGUUUGUUUUUUAUUUAAAUUUAUAUUGAUAAAUUUAUAAUUCUUCAUUCAAAUAUUCAACUUAAU
This is a messenger RNA of Tetrahymena thermophila SB210, 3357 nucleotides long. Its product is annotated as cation channel family protein. Gene Ontology annotation, cellular component: membrane. NCBI's taxonomy places the organism in Eukaryota, Ciliophora, Oligohymenophorea, Hymenostomatida, Tetrahymenidae. The record is from RefSeq and is a predicted model, not a curated record. The transcript has 9 exons. Gene Ontology annotation, molecular function: monoatomic ion channel activity. Gene Ontology annotation, biological process: monoatomic ion transport; transmembrane transport.